AUGCGCAGCCAUGUCAAUGAUCGGCGACGCAUUCGAGCUUCUUGCUGCAGCUAUGCCCUAGUGGCCGCAUUGCUGGCAGCGCUAGUGGUGGGCUCAUCGUGGCUUCCAACUUUUGCGCUUGUGCCUCCGAAGGAUGCGGCCGAGGAGCCCCCCAAACUCUUGGGAGCCGCGCAGGCCUCGGAGAGCCAGGGGAACAAUGGGAACACUGAGGGACAGACGACGGGCCCAAUACCCUUUGCCAGAGUGGCUCCACGGAAAUUCCAAAUUCUUUUCACUUGCAAGAUCUGCGAGACGCGAAACUCGCACAUGAUCUCCAGGCUUGCAUACCAGCAAGGGAUCGUCAUUGCGACGUGCCCUGGAUGUGGAAGUCGGCACCUGUUGGCAGACAAGACCGGGCUGCUGGAUGUUGGCAUUUGGGAUGUGGAGCAGCUUGCGCAACAAGGAGAGAACGUGACCCGCUUGACAACUGACGGCUACAAGCAGGUCGGUGAGAACUUGCAGGUGGAAGACCUGCCAAACAUGGUGCAAGACGAGAAGUCUCCAUUGCUCGUGCGGAACAAGGAUGGCUUGAUCGAGGCCCUCCCAGAGGACAAUGUGGGCAUGAGCCGCGCCGCAGACUUCAUGGCAGACACCGCCGACGAAGCCUACAAGGGGGUGGUGAAGCUGGUGUGGAAGAUCCACAUGCUGAGCACCAGGCUGGCAAGCGUCCACGCGACUGUAUCCAGAGUUUUCGGUGCGCAGAUGGGCAAGACGUAUGGGAUUCCCAUCAAAGCCAUUUGGCCUCCUAUCCUUUGGUCAGAGGAGUUCAAAGCAGACCCAUCAGAGUGGACGGACCAGGCGCAGGCUUUGCGCUCAGAGUGGUUGGCGAAACUGCGCGCGCAGGGUUGCCAAGAGCCUCGGGCAAUAUUUCUGUCUGCAGGCCGAUGGUCUGCUGAAAAGCGAAUCCAUUUGUUGUGGGAGGCACUGCCGAAGGACUGCGCCUUGGUUAUCGUGGGCGAUGGAACUUCCGGCUACUGCCAGACUGUGAUGGGUGCCCCGACAUCAGGCUGGCCAAAUGUGCUGCCGUUGCGGAAGAUGCUAAAUGGCAAGGAGCUGCGUGCCGCGUACGCGGCCAGCGACCUUUUCGUUUCAGCUUCCAAUUUUGAAACGCUGGGCAACACCGUGAUUGAGGCGCUUUGCUCGGGCACGCCUUGCGCUUUGCAGCCAGCCCAGGGCCACCUGGAGUUUGUCAGGGAUGGGGAGAACUCCUGGCUAGUGGACUUCGAUGAUGCUGAAGCAGCGCGUGCCAAGCUACAGCUCAUUGUGCAGCGAGGCUUAGACGCUACAUCCCUCAACAAGGCAACCUCAGAAAAGGUCAAUCUGGUCCAGCUGCGGAGUGUGCCAGAACCCCUGUAUCCGACUGUAUCCUUCAUGACAUUUGCUCCAAUUGCCAGGCAUCUGGGCCCCUUCCCACCUUGUACGCAGCACUGGCAAGAAGAGAUGGGAGCCUUCAUCCUCGGACCUCUGCAUCCUCGGAUCCUUGCAGCCAUUCCUGGCUUUGCCAAGAUGGGCCACAAGUUGCGGACAAGCAAUUUCGCAAGAGACUUUGACGAGUGCGUGUUGCAGAAGGCUUUGGCGGAAGGAAAUCUGCAGCGAAGCUUGGUGGGAUGGCUGCUGGAGAUCUGCAAGAGAAGUCUGGCCUUCUUGCUGUGCAUCAUUCUUUUCUUCUUCUUGCGAACCUUUACAAGGAUUGCCUUCAUCACUUCGGCAGACCCGCAGUUCGAGGUGCUAGGGCAGCUUGGGGGCGCGGUUGAUGACGGCCGAGGAAAAUCCGUAUGGACCUUCCCUUGCAUGAGGAUUUUCGCAACGUGCGAAGCCCGGGACCCUGCGGCGGCGAGCGCCGCGGAGGAGGGCACAGACUAUGAGUCUCACUUCAGGCAAGGCCGAUGUGUGCACAUUUGUCACGCCUUGCAUGCGCAGAUGCAUCACAAAGUAGUUGCUGCCGCUUGUAAGGGGCUUGUUGGCUCAAGGAACUCCCUGUUGGCAAGCCUAAGCUCGGUCAGAAUCCAGAAAACGUGGGAGCACACAACUAUGGAGGCGGCGUGCACGCGUCGACAGCUCCCCAGUCGUACGAUGGCUCUGCUGGCGGUGAGGAUGCAGGCAAGUCAGCAACAGCCGCAACAGCGAGAACCUCGCAUUUCAUUGACAACGGCAGAUAACUGCGGGCAUCAGGUUAGGCGACUAGACGUUGCAGGCCCCCAGCACAAGGUACGGCAAUGCAUGACUACGGUGGCAAAACAGCUGCGGGAGUGA
This is a messenger RNA of Symbiodinium natans, 2292 nucleotides long. The record is from the annotation of a GenBank genome assembly. Lineage: Eukaryota; Dinophyceae; Suessiales; Symbiodiniaceae.